AUGAUUAAAUUCCUCGGCAAAUUUCAAAAAGUUCAAAACUUUAUCCACAGUACGGUUAUAGUGAGUAGUCAAUUGAGAGGUAUCAGCACAAAUGCCACUAUUGUUAAGUCAGCAGUGUUCAAUCUCCAGGAAGCUUCCAAAGAUCAAGUUCAGGAGUUCGUAAAGUCAUUCGAUACAGUUGUGACGGAUUGUGAUGGUGUUCUAUGGCUUAGUAACAAUGCCAUAUCGGGAUCAGCAGACACAAUAAAUUACUUCCGGAAAAUCGGAAAAAAGAUAUAUUAUGUGACAAAUAAUUCAACACUAAAGCGGAGUGAGUUAGCAGCGACAGCGACUAAACUAGGUUUUAUUGCAUGCCCGGAAGAGAUAUUGUCAGCUGCUUAUUUAGCAGGUCAUUACUUUAAAGAUAUAGGGUUCACCAAAAAGGUAUAUUUACUGGGAUCAGACGGGCUUGGAGAGGAACUGGAAUCUGUAGGUGUUAGACAUAUUGGUGUGGGGCCAGAUCAUGUGAAACCAAAUGUUAAAUCAACGAAGCCUUCAGAACUGGAUCCUGAGGUUGGUGCGGUGGUGGUAGGCUUCGAUGCUCAUGUCAGUUACCCAAAAUUGUUGAAGGCUGCCUCUUACCUCGCAUCUGAACAAUGUUUGUUCGUAGCAACAAAUAUGGAGGAGAGGUUUCGGAAACCUGACUCGAUUGUUAUUCCUGGUACCGGCACAUUGGUGAGGGCAGUUGAGACAUGCUCAGCAAGAAAGGCUGUUGUUGUUGGGAAGCCCUUUAAAUAUGUUCGGAAGUACCUUGCAUCUAUCGGUUUGAAUUCAGCGAGGACUUUGAUGAUUGGGGACAGGUGUAGCACUGAUAUAGAGCUGGGUGUCCGGUGCGGCUUCCAAACAAUGCUGGUUCUCUCAGGCGCCACCUCACCCAAAGAACUGGAGACACUUCGCAACUCAAAAACUCCGCCAUUACCAGACGUUGUUUUACCGAAACUGGGAGAUUUACUUUCCCUUGUAUGUUAA
This is a messenger RNA of Spodoptera littoralis (African cotton leafworm), 1008 nucleotides long. The record is from the annotation of a GenBank genome assembly. NCBI's taxonomy places the organism in Eukaryota, Metazoa, Arthropoda, Insecta, Lepidoptera, Noctuidae.